AUGGAUAACAUUGCAAGUUCCCCACUUCAGUGCACACCACAAACAAGAUAAAACAACAAACACCACAAACAAUUGUUUGCCUUGUUACUCUUACUAGCCCCCCUCACCCUUCACAACUCCAUUGCUGAUUUUCUGUAUCAUAAGUAGAACAUCUCACUACCAAUAUUAUACUACUAGUAUAACCAAGACAUAAACUGCUACCACAUAAAUUAAUUAUAUAUGGGCAACUGUGCAUCUUCCAAACGGAUCGAGGCAAGUGUUGCCUCGGGUGCUUAUAGACCUGCUCUGGACUUCGACAUUAACAACAUCCAAGAGCCAUGGCGUACGGCACAACAAGACGAAGAUGAGGAUGAGGAGGAUGUUGAGGAUGAAAUGAAGAAAGUGGCCUCAUCCCCUGUAGCUUUAGACAAGCUCAACAGGUCCCUUGAAGCUGAUCAAGAAGCUCCCCCUCCUACCUGGGAACAAGUCAAAAAAGACUUGGAAUUCAUCAAGCCCACGAUCCAACCCACCAUCCAGAAACCCACAGCAGUGAUGCCCUCUAAGCCCACCUCCCCUGUUGCUCCCCUGCCACCCAAAAAGAUCAAACGCAAGAGCUUCUCCUUUCACACGCUGGAGGAGCUCGAUACCAGAAGGCCCUUACCAGAAUCCGCCUCUGUGAGCAGUGGCUUGAGGAAAAUUGAGUCCAUGAACGAUGUCAGCGGCUUGAGCUCGGUCAAGGCCGGUUUGAGGAAGACUAAUUCAGUCAAGCAAGGUGGUAAUUCGAGACCCGAGUCCACUGGGAUAGACUCAGAAGGGUUCAAGCCGGUGAGACAGAAUAUUUUCUUGCUCAAGGAUCGGAUGGAGAGGCAAAAAGAAGGGAAGGAAGGCGGGUUCUUGAGGCGAGACCCGCUGAGUGAUUACCCUGAGCUGUGUCCUCCAGGCGGAGCUGAUUUAGUUGUCGUUUACACAACCUCAUUGGGUGGCGUAAGGCGGACAUACGAGGACUGUUACAAAGUGAGAUCAAUCCUGGAACUGCACCGCGUGGUAUUCGAUGAGCGAGACGUGUCGCUGCACGGGGAUUUUCUGAGCGAAUUGAAGGAGCUGGUGGGAGAAGGAGCUGGAGUUCCGAGGCUGUUUGUGAAGGGAAGGUAUAUAGGAGGAGUUGAUGAGGUGGUGAACUUGAACGAGACGGGUAAGCUGAGGAGAAUAUGGAACUGGGUUGGGGUGGAGAGGGGGAGUGGACGGCAAGGUUGCGAAGGCUGCGGUGGAGCACGGUUCGUUCCUUGUUUGGACUGCGGUGGAAGCUGUAGAGUGGUUGUGGUUGUGGAGGGGAAGACUCAGAAGCAGAAGUGUCCUGAGUGUAAUGAGAAUGGUUUGAUGCAUUGUCCUGCUUGUUUGUAAAAUGUAAUAUGCCUACAUCUCAUUAAUCAUUUCCUUGCCAAUGCCAAAUUUGUAAUGUACCAUAGUUUUGUUAUGAAUAUUUGCCAGGAAACUUGAUGCCCUGCAUAUUUGUCA
Molecule: messenger RNA, 1494 nt
Organism: Daucus carota subsp. sativus
Lineage: Eukaryota; Viridiplantae; Streptophyta; Magnoliopsida; Apiales; Apiaceae
Exons: 1
Coding region: 220-1380 (386 amino acids)
Source: RefSeq, a predicted model, not a curated record